Molecule: messenger RNA, 2477 nt
Organism: Syngnathus acus (greater pipefish)
Lineage: Eukaryota; Metazoa; Chordata; Actinopteri; Syngnathiformes; Syngnathidae
Gene: map10
Product: microtubule associated protein 10
Exons: 1
Coding region: 102-2369 (755 amino acids)
Biological process (GO): positive regulation of cytokinesis; cytoplasmic microtubule organization; mitotic spindle midzone assembly
Cellular component (GO): mitotic spindle midzone; centrosome; midbody
Molecular function (GO): microtubule binding
Source: RefSeq, a predicted model, not a curated record
CGGUGCUUUCUUUCCGACAGGAGAUUCAAAACUCCCACUGUUUGAAUGCAACAUCAGCCAGCAGCUAGCUUGUGUGCUAGCUAAUUCUCAAUGUUGUUGUUAUGUGUCGAACCCACGUCGCUACUAUAAUGUCACAACGACCGGAUGAGAACCCGAAACGAGAGACUUUGUUUUCAUUUGAGCUUUUGGUGGAAUACAUUCGAAUUAACAGUGAAAAGGAGAUCUCCGACAAGCUCGCUGUUGGAAUACGACUGUUGGACUUUCCAACGCUGCUCAUUUAUCCGCCUGAACUGAGAGGAGAUAAUAGAAAUAAUCACCUACAGCAUGAAAAGGACAAGCGAUGGGUAUAUUCGUUUAAUAAAGGCAAGUCGUGUUUCUUCGAAAUGAAUCUCGACUCUCUGCACAGGAAACUCACCAACACCCCUCUCUAUGUUAUGAUUCUCGAUGUGAAAGACGAGAUACCCAAAUUAUUAGGGACGUCCCUCAUCUCGUUGGCUUCCAUCAUUAACAGAAUCAGACACGACUCCAUUGAACACGAUGUUGCUAGUUGCUCAUCUUUUGGAGAGAGAGGGUCCGUGUGCGUAAACAACCUUGCAGAGGAGCCAGUUGGAGUUAUUUCUCUGAGUUACAAACUGCUAAUGGUGGGUGACAGUCUACCACCGCAUGUGACAAAAAACAUACCGGUCUCCGGUAAACAAUGUGCUCAAGAAGACAUCCUGAAGAAGAAGGCAAAUGAAAAAUUACGUUCUGGCUCUAUGGGAGUUAAGUUUCCCACGCAGGACAAUUCCGAUGAUGGAUGGAAUAAUGUGGAGAAAAAAGCUGUGUUCACCCAAACUGGACAUGACCCAAUAAGCCAAAUUCCUCACACAGUCCAAGAACAUAAGAACUUGGAUGAGGACCUAACUGUGUUUUGUCCCCCAUGUCUGUACUAUUGCAAUUCUGGCAAGGAAAAACGUAAACCCCAAGGAAGUGAGUACAGAUUAGUUCAAUGCGAGUCACCAGUGGUAUCACACAAAGCGACAUUCUCCGACAAUGAAAGUGGGAAUUCCUUAGCAAUGGACCAGGCAUUGCAAAAUGAGCCUAACGUAUCUGCAAGUGUCACUCCAAAAGGCCUCGAGGAAGCUCUGAGACCACUGCCUCUCCUUAAUGCUCUUUUUCUUGAACUGUCACAGUUAAAUGUCCACAACCUGCACCAGCCACCUCUGUCGAAUCAUCCAGACUUGGCCGGGAUAUAUAAAACGGCUUCUCCUGAGGCUUCGGGCAGACAAUGGAGCGCGCCGAAAACAAGACCAGAGCAAGAAAGCAAGGUGGACACCACUUCAAAGCAUUUGCAUUCCCCCAGAAUAGUUUCGCCCCAAAGUAUGAAGGCUGAGCCCAAAGAAUCAAUGCAAAACAACCAAUUUGAGGCUUUGAUUGACAGUAAACCACACAGGAAAAAGUUAAUGUACAGAACAACAAAAACAUACAAUCUAAGGCGGCAAAAAAACUGCACUGUGGUGAAAAAUCGGGACUGUAUGGCAUUACACACAACCAAUCAAACACGGUUAAGUGCAAGUAAAGGAGAGAAAAAAGUCAAAAGUUUCAUUCCUAAAGAAAAUAUGAAGACGCAAAAAACGAAAGAGGUCUCUGUGGUGGAGGAUACAACAAAGCAAAAACAUGAAGAUAGAUCAAAGUUGGAAAGUCCUAAGCAAGAACUAGACACUUCAUCCAUUUCUCUCUCUUGUCUCGAUGAUGAUGCCACAAGCAACCAACUCCCCAAAAUGAUCCUGACGUGGACGAAAUCAGAGAGCCAAAUCAUGAAACUGGACUCUCCCAAAAGUAGUAGUCACAGCAGCCACAAGUCUGUAGUGUCAGACUCUGACAAGGAAGAAGAAUACGCAGACGACUUUAACAGUUUUGAGGCCAGCGAUGCGGACACAUCCAGUAGUCCCGAGUCUGCCAAGUCGAAGCCUUCAAAGCCUCCUUUUCUCACUUCAGAUUCAGACUCGGAACCCGUUAAGGAAAAAACUCUCCUCCCUGCGCCCAUUAGAGGUCACAGCCCCGUGCAGCGGGUUCUGAGAGGCACGCACCUCAUCCAGCCUCGAACACAAGACUCUGCACUCAGCUUCUCUUCUGAAGAUGGAUCAGCCUCCAUGCAAAUGGAAUACUCCAAGAAACAAGAAAAGGAAGAGGAUGCUGGAGUUACGUCCCCAAGAGGCCUAAAGAGUGAGAGCAGCAGCCUCGUUUGGCGAGGUUCUUCAGACUCAAUGUGCUCUGACCCACUGGAAGCUAAGGAACUGGAAGAUGACCUUGGAUCCUUGGACUUCAGAAAAGAGUAUCAACAUAUAUCUGAGCUUGCGGCCGUCAAGCUCCCUGGUUACACAAUGUAAACACAGUGCACCACAAAAAUAAAUACAUGGGCUUUUAGUAUUGUAUUGAGUAUUGUUUACAUAUGAUUGUGUUUGAAAUAAAGAUAUUUCAUGUAGGAAAAGACUCAA